CAGGUAAUUACCGCAACACGUUCACUAGUGCUUUGUGCCGAGUCCCGCCGCGAAAUGGAAGACUGGGUUACCUCGCUCAAAUCCGCCUCGAUACCGGCACGUGCGCGCGGCGAUAGUUUCUACAUAGAACAACACGAUUUGUUCUUCAACCACCACCACUGGUAUGCAACAUCUCACGCGCGACCCACCUACUGUAAUGUUUGCCGCGAUGCUCUGUCCGGCGUUACCUCGCAUGGCCUCUCGUGCGAAGUAUGCAAAUGUAAAGUACAUAAGCGGUGUGCCGCCAAAGCGAUUGCCAAUUGCAAGUGGACUACAUUGGCCACCGUUGGCAAGGAUAUCAUUGAGGAUCGUGAUGGCAGCAUCAUAAUGCCACAUCAAUGGAUGGAGGGUAAUUUGCCGGUGUCGUCGACUUGUGCCGUUUGCAAGAAAACGUGUGGCUCUGUGCUGCGUCUACAGGAUUGGCGUUGCUUGUGGUGUCGCGAUACGGUACACGUUGCUUGUCGUCCACAACAUCCUGUCGCAUGCCCACAAGGACCAGCCAAGCUGUCGGUGGUGCCACCCACUUGUGUGCACUCCAUUGGUAAUGAUGACUCUUGGGAUGUGGAAAGCCCGAAGGGAAACUUUUCGCCGCUUUUAGUGUUCGUCAAUUCAAAGUCGGGUGACAAUCAGGGCGUCAAAUUUUUGCGGCGCUUCAAACAGCUCUUAAAUCCAGCGCAAGUAUUCGACCUCAUAUCGACCGGCCCCAGUUUAGGAUUGCGUCUCUUCAGGCAUUUUGAAAUGUUUCGGAUAUUGGUUUGUUCCGGCGAUGGUUCUGUGGGUUGGGUGCUCAGCGAGAUUGAUCGGUUUAAUAUGCAUAAACAAUGCCAAGUAGCAGUUAUGCCCCUGGGUACCGGCAAUGAUCUGGCGCGCGUACUAGGUUGGGGCUCAUCCUGCGAUGAUGAUGCACAUCUGCCACAAAUACUCGAACGUUACGAAUCGGCUAGCACUAAAAUGCUUGACCGCUGGAGCAUAAUGGUCUUCGAGAAAGCUAUCGCUGUACAACCAAAGACCCCGAAGAUGUCAUUGUCGAGUGCACAAGAAGCGCUGCUCACUGGUAUGGUUACAGCGGCUAAUUUGAAUUUGCGCUCCAUUGUCGAGACGGAUGAUACUCAAACGCUCGUAACUGCCACGAAAACACUCUGCGAGACACUCGACGAACUAAUGGUGCAGAUCUGUGAGAGUCGCAGGGACGACGAACAAUUAACGAUUAAAUGUGACAUAUUGCGUGAGAAGUUGAGUAUGCUGCUGGAUGCUUUGCGCGAAGAAGAGACCGGUGUGCAUGCCGGUGAUGAUCUGCUAACGACAAUCAGUAAUAUAAUAGCAAAAAGUGCGCCCACCUCACCAACUGCCUCGCCUACGCCCUCGCCAUCUUCCUCACUGCUUAAUCCAAACAUAUCAAUCGAGAAAAACGAAAAGGAUCAAUUCAAUACAAAUGAGCGUCGGAAUAGCCGUUCGCUGCGCUCCACUGAGCGUGAAUCGCUGCAAUGUCGCGCCAAUAGUGUCAAGCGCGCCAUGUACAAUGUUGUCGAACACUCGGAACCAGGCCGACCCAAGCGCUACCAACGUAAACUAUCCAUUACGCCCUACGAGGCUUUGAAAAUACCAUCCAGCGCUUCGGGUGAGUCGACGCCUUGCUCUUCGCCGCUGCCUAUCAUACCGCCAAUCAACAUUAUCUCACCCACUAUGGAAAGCUCUCGCCUCACAUGCAUAUCCCCACUGCCCGAUACGCGUCGCGACUCAGUCGACGAAAAUUUCUUCAAUUCGAUUAGCUUACCUGUACCGCGUCAAUUUGCAGACAGUCGCCGCAGCUCAGGCGUACCCGAAGUUAUACAAGAGAUUGAGGAAAAUGGCCAGAACGGCCAUACGGAGAUAGUCUAUCGUGUCGGUAGGUUAUCGCUUAGUGGCGGUGCCAAUAUUGAUGACUACGGCAAUCGCUUGCCCAUGGUAGGAGACGGCGGUGAUGUUAGCUCGCCAACUGAACGCAAAAUUGACUUUCUCAGCGUACCAAUACUAACUGGCGAACAGAUUGUAGAUCCACUCUCGGAUUAUCGUCCUAUUGAGGUAUUUGAACGCAACUAUUAUAUGAGUCGUGAAUUGGAUAUGGAAAAGAAACGAAAGCAAAGUGCAAUUUCAGAGGACGAGCACAAACAUGAAUGCGACAAGGAGGAGCAAACAGUGCCGGAAAAGACUAAGGAGCUGCGUUUCGGUGAUGUGGCCUGUCAACUGCAAGUACCGAACGUAGCCAUAUCCCCUAAAGCCCCAAAUGUAUACUCAAGCGAAAGCAUAACAAUCAUUGACACAGAUGUACCCACUGAGCAGUCAUCAUCGGAAGAAUUGCCAGGUGGUGAGGCGAGUGAUGUGCUAUCGGCCAUUGGUGAUGAGGAAUGCAGUGUAGCCUCAGAGAUAUUCGACAGGCAACCUGAGGUGCAAGAGGCUGAUCAUCCAUUACAACUGGGCGACAUUAUACAGAAUCUCGAUGCGAACUCCUUCACACAUAUCGAUUCGCCCGAGACGAGCGACGAAACCGAAGCAGUGCCAGGCGAAUCGCUCAUGGAUGAUAUCAGUUCAGUGUUGGGCCACGACAUCACAUGCGCUUUGCAGGACAACACCAUUACCGACGACACAACGAUGCUCUGCUCAGACGCCCAUCCGGCACCGGUGAAGUCGAUACGCAAACAAUCGCUCAGUAUGGGCGGACAGCGCGGCAUACGACGAAAUUCAUCGCCACCACGUUUUGCGCAAUUGGCGCGCAUGGAUAGCGAUGAGAAUCCGCAGCAGUUCGGUUUUGAGAAUAUCGUUUUUGAAAUAGACAAUCGUUGCGAUGACCAAAAGAUACGUGAGCCGCCACGUUACUGCAGUCUGGCACAAUUUGUGGAGGGCAAUGAUAUAGCGCGUCAGAGCUUCAAGCGUCCUAAAAAGCGCACUUCCCUACGUAAACCCAAAUCCUCCAUACUUAUCUCACAACAACAACUAUCUGUUGAUGCCUCAACCACAACAACGACGACGACAACAACAACAACCGCCACCUACUCGAGUGGUCAACAGUCUGAGGAUGAUGAACUGACCACACAAACAGCAACGGCCAUAAAAAUUGAGAUUUGCGAUAUUGAGACAUUGGCUCAGGCGGAAAGUGAGACGACGUCCGCGACAUUUUUAGAUUCUAGUGAUUCCCCACAACCCCAGGCAACACCCACCAUGACCAACACUCUGAACACCACCCAACCAACAACAACAACAACAACAACAACACUUGGCUCAGCAUUACGCUCAUCACCGAAAAAAUCUGGACACGGAGAAGAUGUAAAGCGCAUUACUUUUGAUGAGUCGUGUAAGAAAGAAUCCUUUGAUGAUGUAAAUCCAAACUAUCCGCAGAUAAGUGUAGUUGUGCGGCCGCCAACACCGUUGCGGGGAGACGCAAUCAAGCCAGUGAAUGCAGCAUCGGCCGCCAGUCUUUUGUCAGCCCGCAUGCUGCCGAUGGAGUUGAGACGGCAUUCGAGUCAUGCGACGACCAGCUUGACAGUGCGCGAACAUGCGGAAAAGGAUCGUCGACAUUCCAAUUACAAUCCGAACUUGUUGAAUCUAGAUCCAGAGCAUACGAAAUUCUUAAGCUCCUCACCGGCCGCCAGUCGACGCAUCAGCUGUGGCAGUCUCUUCAAGAAGAAAAAUUCGACGAAAUGUCUUUCGAAGCGCGCUUAUGGAUUGUUGGGUUUACGUUUCUUUGUGGUUGCUGAGCCGGAUAUACGUUUAGCAACUUUGGCUCUCAUAAGACCACUUAUACCAUUGCCCAAUGAAGCGCUACCAAAUCUGCAGACAUUGAGAGGCUCCAAAUCUAGCCUUUUUAUGGGGUCAGCACUCUUUGGUUUCGAUCAUUUCGGUGCUGGCGGUGUCAGUGGCACAAGUGGUGACAAAGAUCGCGACGACAAGGGCAACAAGGAUAGAGAGAAGUGUGCAGGUGAAGAAGGCGUUCGGAAAAUGCCGAUUAUCAAUCCACUUGUACGACUUCCAAAUUGGCCAACACUUGCGAAUGGCACUGGCUUCAUAUCCAAGUGCCUACUAGCCAAUGCAGAUACACUUUGUGCUGCCGUAAGUCCACUUAUGGACCCCGAUGAAACCUUGCUGGCAGGGUAUCAUGAGAAAUGUGUGAUGAAUAACUACUUCGGCAUUGGCAUUGAUGCUAAAAUCUCACUGGAUUUCCAUAAUAAACGCGAGGAACAUCCAGAAAAGUGCCGUUCGCGGGCCAAGAACUACAUGUGGUAUGGCGUUCUGGGAUCCAAGCAAUUGUUGCAGAAGACCUGUAAGAAUUUGGAACAACGCGUGCAAUUGGAGUGUGAUGGUCAGCGCAUACCGUUGCCAUCCCUGCAGGGCAUUGUAAUCUUGAAUAUUCCGAGCUUCAUGGGUGGUACUAAUUUCUGGGGUUCCAGCAAAAAGGAUGACAUCUUCCUCACACCCAGCUUCGAUGAUCGCAUACUCGAAGUUGUCGCCGUAUUCGGCUCUGUGCAAAUGGCUGCAUCACGUCUCAUAAAUUUGCAACAUCAUCGCAUCGCACAGUGUCAGAGUGUGCAAAUAAAUAUUUUGGGCGAUGAAGAAAUACCCAUACAGGUUGAUGGUGAGGCAUGGCUCCAGCCGCCUGGCAUGAUACGCAUUCUACACAAAAAUCGCGUACAAAUGCUGUGUCGCAAUCGCAAUUUGGAGGUGUCGUUAAAAACGUGGCAAGAGAAGCAGCGUCAGCAUAGCAUAUCAAUACAACGCGAGCAGUCGUCAACUGCCUCGGAGCAUGCCACCUCCACGGAUGAGGUGCUGUCGGAGCGCGAAUGUUAUGUACUUUUGAAUUUCAUUGAAGCAGUUAGUUCGCUUGUGAAAUGGGUGAAAUUCCUGAUUAUUUCUCAUCCAUCUCUGCAACACGAUCUCUACGCUGUUGCUUGCCGUGCAUCCGAUGCUCUCGAGUCGAUACAUCCACAGGGUAAAUUGCUGGAAGGUCCCACUCUACGCACGAAACUUGUGGAGGUUAUCGAUUCCUCGCGUCAAUUGUAUGAUGAUGCCUGCAAUUUGUUGCGCGAUCGUGGGCAUAGUCUGAUAUUGCGUGAGGAUCUUGAGUUGAAAUUGAGUGCGGCCUUAGCGAAUAUGGAAAUGGAGUUGAAGAAGUGCUCAGUACAGAAAUGCAUCGAUGGAAAGUUGCGCGCUUACUUCAACGCUUUGGCGCCAAACGAAGAGGGUGAUGGCCGACGCAAAUCACGUCCCUUCUGGGUGCGUCUACGUUCCGGAUCUACAGUUGGCCAAACACAACUCAAACCGCAGCUGACAAAUACACGCGAAGCCGUUAACAAUUGGAGUGUUAACGAAGUGGUCACAUGGCUUGAGACGAUGCAGCUAUCCGAAUAUGUGGAUAGUUUCCUAAAGAACGAUAUACGCGGCAAAGAGCUACUUACGCUCGGACGUAGAGAUCUCAAAGAUUUGGGUGUUGUAAAAGUGGGACAUGUUAAGCGUAUAUUGCAAGCAAUCAAAGAUAUGAGCGAGAAUUAAAGAGAUGGACAGAGAGAGAGAGAGAGAGAGCAGGCAUGGGAGAUGAGUAAAGGUUGGCCAAGCAAUCAAAAAUAUAAGCGUAAAUUUAAAAUAAUACGAAAAUUAAAUAAAAUAUGUAGAAUGGAAAGCCUGAACAAAAUAGCCUAGAUGGGAUUACUGCAGUGCUGAACGAAUAACCCCUUGCAUGGAGCGAACUAACGUUCUUAACGAUUUUGAGGCAGCUUUGAACAUUCAAAAUAGUUGAAAAAUUAAUUUAAAAUGCUUAAGUAUAAGUGAUUAAAAUUAAGAGGAAAACGAUUGAAGUAUUAAAUUAAAACAAGCAAACUAUGCAUAAAACAAUCAUAUUUUUAUUAAAGAUAAGUUUAAAGAUUCUGUGAAGUACACUAAAGUGCGAAACAACAAAAAAUCAGAAUGUUAAGUAAAUUUUUCUGAUGUGCUUAAACGAGCUCCAUACGAUAUAUGCCUGCUAAGCACACACUUACACACAAAACCUACACACUAAGUUGACGAAAUGAGUUUUUUAGCCCUUCUUGCACUCAAAACCAACCAACAAACCAACAAAAAUCAUAGCUUAAGUGAUGAAUAAACGCAUAUUAUUUAAUGAAUUCUUAUUCAACAAAUUAAAUUAGUAUUACCGAGAUACUAUUCGUUGAAAAUAAGUCACUAAUUUAAAUCUUGUAAUUUCGAGAAAAAUAAUAAAUUGUAUUGUUUUUCACCUAAACUAUUACAAUUUCGAGAAAAAGAGAAUUAAAACCCCCUUAUAUUGACCAUAACGCAAGUAUUAUAUAAAAAAAAAAACGAAUUUAAAUGUAGUUAAAACGUGUAUUUUUUUUAG
This is a messenger RNA of Rhagoletis zephyria (snowberry fruit fly), 6394 nucleotides long. RefSeq names its product diacylglycerol kinase eta. The record is from RefSeq and is a predicted model, not a curated record. Gene Ontology annotation, cellular component: plasma membrane. Lineage: Eukaryota; Metazoa; Arthropoda; Insecta; Diptera; Tephritidae. Gene Ontology annotation, molecular function: protein binding; ATP-dependent diacylglycerol kinase activity. Gene Ontology annotation, biological process: phospholipase C-activating G protein-coupled receptor signaling pathway.